AUGGCUAUUCCUUGGAAACUGGGGAGCACAAACGCGUUGCGUCACUCAUGGUGGUUUGAAGUUGUGACCAAUGUCACACCCGUUGCGUGUUCUUCAUCCACCACCAUGAGUACGGCUGACUCUUCUUCAAGCCCGGUAGAAUGUCAUUCAAGCCCUACCGUGCACCUUGGAAUGAUGGCGAGGCGAGGAAGUGCUGCACGAGAGAUGGAUAGAAUGGUAGGGACGGGCUGUUUUACCGGACUCGAGGGUGAACGAGGGCUACAAGGGAAUGCUAUCCAUGCACCGGCAUCGACUACCAUUAAACAGUCGCCGCUGUAUCCCACCGACAAAUGCUGCACAUCCCGCGUCUGCUCCGUCGACCAUCAGCUGUUAUCAAGGAAUGGCGAGCAUAGGCCGCCGUCUACAAGCUGGACGGAAUUCAUACGAGGCUGCGACCUUGAUGGAAGUGAGACGGUGAGCGCUCUUGCAGAUGGGGAAAGUGUGGAGGAGGGACGGCUGCAGGCAGGUCCUGCAGAGGACAAGGGUAGUAGCGAUGUAAUAGACAAUGGGGCGCAUGCAGGGGAGACACCGAAGACGAAUGCUGGCACGGCAGACACUGAGAGCAACGGCAGAAGAGUAGUUCGCGAGCGUGGGCGGACUGUGCUGGAUAUCAAAGAAGUCGAGGUUGGGAUUGUACAGCGAUGGCCACCGGGGUGCCUCAUUUCCCUCGUCCAGAGCACCAUCCAUGGCAUGGAGAGCGUGUGGCUGUGA
This is a messenger RNA of Desarmillaria tabescens, 750 nucleotides long. RefSeq lists its product as uncharacterized. Bases 1 to 750 code for a protein of 249 amino acids. The record is from RefSeq and is a predicted model, not a curated record. Lineage: Eukaryota; Fungi; Basidiomycota; Agaricomycetes; Agaricales; Physalacriaceae. The transcript has 9 exons.